Molecule: messenger RNA, 2121 nt
Organism: Cinara cedri
Lineage: Eukaryota; Metazoa; Arthropoda; Insecta; Hemiptera; Aphididae
Source: the annotation of a GenBank genome assembly
AGAGACUGGAUAAGACUGAUAAUAUUAUUUGGUAUUGCUCUUGUGUGUAUCGUGGAAUAUUGUCUGUUGGCGUUUCCGACUCGAUCGGGAGAAAGUUAUUUGUUUGAAAUAAAUUAUGUUUUAUACUAAAUUUGAAUAUUAAGAUUAUUGUGAUUAUUGUUUUCGUUUAUAUUUUGAAAAAACGUUUGCCACUAUGAUCACCAGACACCAAAAGAAAAAUAUUUUCAUUAGGUUUUCUUUACUGUUUGUUUGUAUUAUUGCUUACAGUAAAAUCAAUGGCGCUAUUGGCCAAGCACAGCCAGUACCAUUACCACAAGAAGACCUGCCUGCACAGAUUCCACAAAAUGCACCAUCCAUACCGUGGUAUGAAUCUUUACCAGCAGUCGCGAUGGACUAUAAAGUAAUCAUUGACCCGGGCAAAGAGGACUGUUAUUUUCAGUUUGUUAAUCCUGGAGCCACAUUUUAUGCCAGCGCUCAAGUAUCUUGUCUAUCUAUAUAUAUUUUUAUUAUUAUUCUGUUUGAAAAACACUUCAUAGUUUGAAUAAAUAAUUUAAAUUUCUUUUAGGUAUUGAGAGGAGGAGAUGGAAUGGCCGGUUUUGCUGUUAGACACCCAAACGGUCAAAUCGUUCAUCCAUAUCAAUGGAAAGCAAGUUCUGAUUAUCAAGAUCAAGACUCCACGGGCGGCUAUUACAGUGUUUGUAUUGAUAAUCAAUUUUCAAAAUUUGCUGCCAAAUUGGUAAAUUUGUACAUCACAGUUAUUAGGUUGGUUUAUUAUUAUUUUCCAUUAGCAUAUUCUAUUUAAAAUUGAUAGCCAGUUAUAAUUAUUAAUACUAACUUAUCUACUGUUCUUAAAAUUAAUUUAAACAUUUUAUUAAAUGUAGUUUGUACUUAUUUGUAGUGAUGUUAAUUGCUAAAGUAUUUUAAAGUAAGUGAUCUAUCAGCAAAGUAGGUAUAGUAAAUAUAAAUUUCCUAUUUUACUAUUUUACGAGUAUUUUAUUUUUAAUUUAAAAUAAAACCAAUCAAAUAUUAGUAUUCAUUCGAGCUGAUCAUCUUGAUAUCUCGAUCAGUUUUAUUGCUUAGUGAUAUUUUAUGUUUUAUAUUAUUUAUUAUUUUGUUUUCUGCGUAAAAUAAAACAUGUCUAGCCUGUGUAGGCUAUUUACAUCUACAGAUAAUAAUAGAGUAAUUUUGGCUAUUAUGACAUUUAUAACAUGAUAGUAAUUAAUUAAUUAAUUAAUUAAUAAUAAAUAAAAAAACAAUAGUAAUAUAACUUGGGGCCGGUUAAAUUAUGGACAGUAGUAUUAUGUAUUAGAUAUAUAGUUUUGUUUAGCUUUGUUAAGUGUUGUUAAAUUUUUUUGGGCAUACAAAUAUUUAUUAACUAUUAUUAAAGCAAAAUAUAAAUUUGAAGUUUCCCAAAAAAAAAUAUGUUUGUAAUGUAGUAUAGCCAUGUGGGUAUUUUAUAGUUUCAAUAAUAAUAUUAUUAUUUUAUUAAAUUUGGUAUUUUGAUAUAGAAAAAUAAAUUACUCGAAAUUGUAUAUCACUGCCUAUUUAUAAUUAUAUUAAAAUAUAAUUACUCAAAACUUAUAUUAUCUAUAUAAUAAAAACAAACAAUGAUUGAAAAGAAAUAGUAACCAUAACUUUUUUUUUUAAAAUAUAUAGGUAUGAUAAAUGGGACGAAUACCACAAAGAAAUAGAAGAAAUGAAUGUCAGCGUUGAAAAUUUCACAGUGAGUUUUUAUUAUUUUGUAUAAUAUUUUUGUGUUAAACAAUUUAUUGUUAAAUCCUCCGUUUAAAUACAUUUUUUCAGACUUCUGUAAAAACUGUAGAAAGUAACAUAAAUUUUAUGUUACAAAAUCAAUACCAUUUGCGCAGUCAAGAGAGUCGUGAUUAUAAUAUAUUGGUCGAUAACAAAACAUAUGUAAACAGGUGGUCCAUAAUGCAAAUGUUAUUAAUAAUGGGGACAGGUACAUUGCAAGUAUAUUUUGUUCGUAAAUUAUUUGACACCGGAAAGUCAAAAACAAAGGCUUAGAUUAAUACUAUAUAUUAUUUCCAUAUUAUUUUAUUGUAUUGUUAUAUUUUAUUUCUUGUUUUCAAGAAAAAUGUAUACUGUUUUUUUUUUUUUUUU